This is a messenger RNA of Melospiza melodia melodia, 4462 nucleotides long. It is a transcript of the gene SLC12A4, whose product is annotated as solute carrier family 12 member 4. Gene Ontology annotation, molecular function: potassium:chloride symporter activity. NCBI's taxonomy places the organism in Eukaryota, Metazoa, Chordata, Aves, Passeriformes, Passerellidae. Gene Ontology annotation, biological process: chloride ion homeostasis; potassium ion import across plasma membrane; chemical synaptic transmission. The transcript has 24 exons. The record is from RefSeq and is a predicted model, not a curated record. The coding region runs from base 83 to 3397 and encodes 1104 amino acids. Gene Ontology annotation, cellular component: plasma membrane.
AUGUCCCUUGCAAAUCAAUCUUGCAUGAUGAAAAAACUAACACCAUAGCUACUGGCCAGGACCAAAGGCUUGAUAACUAAGGAUGUGGAGCACUGUGCCCAUGUCACAGGAUGGUGCUUGCCCAGGAGACUUGGUGCCUCAGGAUGUGAAGUGUCCCCGGGUGCAGCUGGGGCAGGAAUUCCCCAGGGUGGCUUUCCGAGGCCACAUCCGCUCCCUCCCCAAGCUGAUGGAGAUAACGCGCCCGUCCCGUGCAAGUCAUGGCAACCAUAAAGAAAACAGUCCUUUCCUGAACAGCUCAGAAGCUGGCAAGGGAGGCGAUUACUAUGACAGAAAUCUGGCGUUGUUUGAGGAGGAGCUUGAUAUACGACCAAAAGUGUCAUCUCUGCUUGGCAAGUUGGUCAACUACACAAAUCUUACUCAAGGUGUCAAGGAACAUGAAGAAGCAGAAAGUACUGAUGGAUCGAAGAAGAAAGUAUCAAAAUCACCCAGCAUGGGCACCCUGAUGGGGGUGUAUCUGCCAUGCAUGCAGAAUAUCUUUGGGGUCAUUCUCUUCCUUCGGCUGACUUGGAUGGUGGGAAUGGCUGGAGUUCUUCAGUCCUUCCUGAUUGUAUUGCUUUGCUGCUGUUGUACUAUGUUGACAACCAUAUCAAUGAGUGCAAUUGCCACGAACGGUGUUGUUCCAGCUGGUGGCUCCUAUUUCAUGAUAUCUAGGUCGUUGGGCCCAGAGUUUGGUGGAGCUGUAGGGCUCUGUUUUUAUUUGGGAACAACAUUUGCAGGAGCCAUGUAUAUCCUUGGUGCCAUUGAGAUUUUAUUGACAUAUAUUGUGCCACAAGCAGCAAUUUUUCAUCCCUCUGAUGCCCACGAUGCAUCCAGUGCCAUGCUGAACAACAUGAGGGUCUAUGGCACCGUGUUCCUCAUCCUCAUGGCAGUGGUGGUGUUUGUAGGUGUGAAAUAUGUCAACAAAUUUGCUUCCCUCUUCUUGGCCUGUGUAGUAAUAUCCAUCCUGUCCAUUUAUGCUGGAGCUAUCAAGUCCAUCUUUGAUCCACCUGAAUUCCCGAUUUGCAUGUUGGGCAACAGGACUUUGUCAAGAGAUCAAUUUGAUGUUUGUGCCAAAACUGUAGUUAAGGAUAACAUGACUGUGGCCUCCAAGCUUUGGGAACUCUUCUGCCACAGCACAAACUUAACCACGGAGCACUGUGAUGAAUAUUUCCUAAUGAACAAUGUCUCGGAGAUAGCAGGAAUUCCAGGAGCUGCUAGUGGCAUUUUAAUAGACAACUUAUGGAGCAAUUAUUUGGAGAAAGGAGAGAUACUGGAGAGGGCACAUCAGCCCUCUGUGGAUGUGGCAGGCCAGAAGAACAACCUGCACCUGUACGUGCUCUCGGAUAUCACUACGUCCUUCAUGGUGCUCGUUGGCAUCUUCUUCCCUUCAGUGACUGGGAUCAUGGCUGGUUCAAACAGAUCAGGGGACCUCAAGGAUGCGCAGAAGUCCAUCCCUGUUGGAACAAUUCUUGCCAUUGUCACCACAUCACUAGUCUACUUCAGUUGUGUGUUAUUAUUUGGAGCCUGCAUAGAAGGUGUUGUCCUGAGAGAUAAGUUCGGUGACGCGGUGAACAGGAACCUGGUGGUGGGGACGCUGUCCUGGCCCUCGCCCUGGGUCAUCGUCAUCGGCUCCUUCUUCUCCACCUGUGGGGCAGGGCUGCAGAGCCUGACUGGGGCCCCCCGGCUGCUGCAGGCCAUCGCCAAGGACAACAUCAUCCCCUUCCUCUGGAUCUUUGGUCAUGGAAAAGCAAAUGGUGAACCAACAUGGGCUCUUCUGUUAACAGCAUUAAUUGCUGAGCUGGGAAUCCUUAUUGCUUCACUUGACAUGGUGGCUCCAAUUCUCUCAAUGUUUUUCUUGAUGUGUUAUCUCUUUGUUAAUCUUGCAUGUGCAGUGCAGACACUUCUGCGAACCCCGAACUGGCGGCCCCGCUUUAAAUACUACCACUGGGCCCUCUCGUUUUUAGGCAUGAGCAUUUGCCUGGCACUGAUGUUCAUUUCAUCCUGGUAUUAUGCUUUGGUAGCUAUGCUUAUUGCAGGCAUGAUUUACAAGUACAUUGAGUACCAAGGGGCAGAGAAGGAGUGGGGUGAUGGCAUCCGGGGCCUGUCGCUCAGCGCUGCCAGAUAUGCACUGCUCAGGCUGGAGGAGGGCCCUCCACACACCAAGAACUGGAGGCCUCAGUUGCUGGUGCUUCUGAAACUUGAUGAAGAUUUGCAUGUAAAAUACCCAAGACUGUUAACAUUUGCAUCCCAGCUGAAAGCUGGUAAAGGUUUGACUAUCAUAGGAUCAGUCAUCCAAGGGAAUUUCUUGGAAACUUAUGGAGAAGCGCAGGCUGCUGAGCAGACUAUCAAGAAUAUGAUGGAAAUUGAGAAGGUGAAAGGAUUUUGUCAAGUAGUUGUAGCCAAUAAAGUUAGAGAAGGAAUUGCUCACUUGAUCCAGUCCUGUGGACUCGGUGGCAUGAAGCACAACACUGUGGUUUUGGGGUGGCCUUAUGGCUGGAGACAGAGUGAAGAUCCAAGGUCUUGGAAGACAUUUAUAGGUACUGUUCGCUGCACAACUGCAGCUCACCUGGCUCUGCUGGUUCCCAAAAAUGUCUCUUUCUACCCCAGCAACCACGAGCGUUACAACGAAGGCAACAUUGAUGUGUGGUGGAUUGUGCAUGAUGGAGGCAUGCUGAUGUUGCUUCCUUUUCUUCUCAAACAGCACAAAGUUUGGAGAAAAUGCAAAAUGAGAAUUUUUACUGUUGCUCAGAUGGAUGAUAACAGCAUCCAGAUGAAGAAAGAUUUGGCUACUUUCCUCUAUCAGCUCCGAAUAGAGGCAGAAGUAGAAGUGGUAGAAAUGCACAAUAGUGAUAUCUCAGCAUAUACUUAUGAGAGAACUCUUAUGAUGGAGCAGAGAUCUCAGAUGCUGAGGCAGAUGAGGCUGACAAAAACUGAGAGGGAAAGGGAGGCUCAGCUUGUCAAGGACAGACAUUCAAUAGCACGUCUGGAGAGCCUCUACUCAGAUGAGGAAGAUGAGGCAGACCCUGUUCCUGAGAAUAUCCAGAUGACCUGGACAAAGGAGAAAUGUGAUGCUGAGAAGCGGAACCGGGGCAGUGCUGUGGGCAGCUUCAGAGAUCUCAUCACCAUUAAGCCGAACCAGUCCAAUGUCCGAAGGAUGCACACAGCAGUGAAGCUCAAUGAAGUCAUUGUAAAUAGAUCCCAUGAUGCCAGACUUGUGCUCCUCAACAUGCCUGGUCCUCCAAAGAAUACUGAUGGAGAUGAAAACUACAUGGAGUUUCUUGAAGUCUUGACUGAGGGUCUGGAGAGGGUACUGCUUGUGAGAGGUGGUGGCAGAGAAGUCAUCACCAUUUACUCCUGAUUUAGAAGCUUCUACCCCUGGGCUACAUUUUCCUUCUUGGCCAUUACGGACAUUCCAGUUUCAAACAGAGAAGAAAAAAAGGUUUUUUUGCCUAACUUUCUCCUCAUCCAGUCCUGUUCAUUGUUUUUCCAUUUGCAACAUACAUAUCUUUUGGGAUUGCAGUAUUUGUUACACCACCCAAUUAGCAACCUAAAUUGUGAAGCUGCCACAUUAUUCAGUUUCUGCUUUGGUACCCCAGCAUUUGUGCAUGUAGUUUUAACACUAAACCUAUUUUUAGUCAGCACUGCUAUGUGCAGUAUUUUUAGUAACUGUAUGUAAAGUUAGGACAUGAAAGCCAGUUACUGUAAAAAGAUUUAAAAAGCUUUUUAUAUUAGGUUUGGGGGAUAGAAGUGCAUUAUAUAGCAGCUAGUUUCUGCUGAAGUUCAGCUAUAAAGCAUUUUCUAAGAGCACACUGAAGUAAGAGAGGACUGAAAAAGCUUUCCUUUUCUGGGUUUAUUUCCAGAACUAAACUCUCAGUAUUGGGUAAGAAUUUAUACUUUUAAUACAUUUAUUGAUAGAGAUUUAAAUAAAUUAUGUUGACAUAGUUGAAAUUAUGUAUGUAGCUUGCUAAAAGUUUUGUUGCUUCUGAGACUUCAGGUUCUGUGAGGCCAGAUCCCUAUUUAUUUUUGUAUUUAUUUGUCAGAAAUAUUGGAUAUGCAGAUGCAGACUGUUUAGGAGAACAGAGUUCUCACAAUAAAUUCUGAAUCACCAGUGGAUUGAAGGACCAGUCCUGUGCAGUUCUUCCAUGCUUUAAAUUCCUUGCAGACCAUCCAUCAAAAGUACUUUGGGCAUGUUGGAGUCCUGUGUAGAGCCAGGUGCUGAGCUGCACACACAGCCAUGGGAUUGCACUUGCACAAGUACAGGGACCUGCUGCUUCAUUGUAUGCUUUAUGCCCUUAGAGGGAAAAGAAGAAAAGAAGACCUAUAUUAACCAAUAAGUCUCUGGAGAUUUUAUCAAGCCCAUUAAGUUGUACUUUAUGUACAGAACAUUCGUAUUUUUUCAAUAAAAUGUUGCAUACACUUUGAA